CAUGGUUUAGAGGGCAAUAUUAAUAGCAGGUGGAUGGUUGGACUAGAUGAUCUUAGUGAAUCCGUGGUUAUUGAAUUUAUCUAUUUAUUUUGAUGAGGGUGUCACAGGCUUCACUGGACUGGUUUUGAGCAAGAUAUUCCUGAAUGUAAGGUCACUAAGUCUUGACCUGCUGGAGAAAUGAAAAAUGUCUGAUCUAUGAAGAAACAUAAUCGUAUGUUUGUAGGGAGUAAAGCAAUGGAAAACAGUUUUCCUACUGAUAUCCCAUCCGUUUGUUGUCUUGCACAGCAUUAGCUUCAUGGAGGCAGCUCUCAGAUUACGGAGAGAGAGGGAGGGAGGGUUCAGCAGAGCCCCAGGCAUUGCAGGAACAGAGGCCAUCUCUCCAGGACAACUGACAGCUGCAGGAGGGCUGAGUUGCUUGUAGCUGUACUUCAGUACCAUAGUGACUCAUCUUUUGUUACAGUUUUGGAUGGUGAUAAAAAUUGUCAUGCUUCUGGGUGAACAGUUUUAUUUAAGGACCAGAAAUGAAGAGAAAUAACCUGUCAUCCUUUUAUGUCUCUCUCUGGUUGCUGUUCACAGCCACGAUGCUUCAAGCUGUAGAAUCAGCCAAAGGGAAAUAUGCUCAGAUGCUGUUCAAUGAACUGUUUGAAGACUAUUCAAAUGCUCUAAGACCAGUGGAAGACACAGAUAAAGUGCUGAAUGUUACCCUUCAGAUAACAUUGUCCCAAAUUAAAGACAUGGAUGAAAGGAACCAAAUUUUAACAGCUUACUUAUGGAUUCGACAAAGCUGGUAUGAUGCAUACCUCAAAUGGGAUAAGGAUAAAUAUGAUGGAUUGGAUUCUAUCAGAAUUCCAAGCAAUUUGGUCUGGAGGCCAGAUAUUGUCCUCUAUAACAAGGCUGAUGAUGACUUUUCAGAACCUGUGAAUACUAAUGUUGUGUUGAGAUAUGAUGGAAAAAUCACUUGGGAUGCUCCUGCUAUCACAAAAAGCUCAUGUGUAGUGGAUGUAUCUUAUUUUCCUUUUGACAGCCAGCAGUGCAACCUUACGUUUGGUUCCUGGACCUAUAAUGGUAAUCAGGUAGACAUCAUCAAUUCUCUUGAUAGUGGUGACCUUUCUGACUUUGUAGAAGACGUGGAAUGGGAGAUUCAUGGUAUGCCAGCGGUUAAGAAUGUAAUCACUUACGGCUGCUGCUCUGAGCCUUAUCCAGACGUAACGUUUACGCUGAUUUUGAAAAGGAAAUCAUCUUUCUACAUAUUUAAUCUUCUUCUUCCUUGCAUUUUGAUCUCUUUCCUCGCUCCACUGGGAUUCUAUCUCCCCGCAGACUCUGGAGAAAAAGUGUCUCUAGGUGUUACAGUUCUUCUUGCUCUGACUGUGUUCCAGCUGAUGGUUGCAGAGAUUAUGCCUCCCUCUGAAAACGUACCUCUGAUAGGCAAGUAUUACAUAGCAACUAUGACCAUGAUCACAGCCUCCACUGCGCUGACAAUCAUUAUAAUGAAUGUACAUCACUGUGGCUCAGAAGCAAAGCCUGUUCCACAGUGGGCCAGAGUGGUAAUCUUGGACUAUAUGUCAAAAAUUUUUUUUGUUUAUGAUGUGGGUGAAAAUUGUACAAGUCCACGAAGAGAGAAAGAACAAGAACACAGGUUAGAGGGCGGUGACAUGUGUCGGGGGGCAGAUGGAAAGAGUCACCUUUCCAAUGGAAAUGAUGAUAGUGAUCUCAAGGACAAUCUGAAUGGAAAUUUGAAUAAAAGCUUUGGAGUUCAUGGUGAAAAUGAUAGGGAGAAUGUUAAUUGCUGUUCUUGUUACAAAAUGCUGAUUAAAAAUAUUGAGUAUAUUGCUAAUUGUGUUCGAGACCAUAAAGCAAACCGGGCUAAAGGAAUUGAGUGGAAGAAAGUGGCAAAGGUGAUGGACAGGUUUUUCAUGUGGAUUUUUUUUAUCAUGGUGUUUUUUAUAAGCGUGCUUAUCAUUGGGAAAGCAGCUUAGCUGCAGAUGAACGUGUUGUGUAGGUAUGAAUGUACUGAGUCAGCUCCUUUCAGUGGAGCUGUGGGAUAGGUGUGCUUCUGAGGUCUUUGUGUCUUCCGUUCUGUAACAAUAAACUAUUUCAGUAGGCUGCAACACAUGUUGAGACAUUGCUCAACUGAGGGCUUUACUAGUGACUUCAUUGCUAUUAAUAAAGGAGUGCGGCCCAGAUGAGGCUGUUGGAUAAGCAGUCUUUGCUCUGUCUUGAUGAAUGGUGGCCAUGACUGCAGAUUGACCAGGUGGAGCAUUGCAGUGAAGGAGCAGACAGCCUAUCAGGGUACUCUGCAUUCAGAGAGCUGCAUCUCUGCUCCUUGAAACUUAGCUGACCUUUUCUCUCUGCCAGAACAAAGUUGGGGUAUUUGCAAGAUCAUGGCAAUUCCUGGAAUUUAUAUCUAUGUGGCAUUGCCUUAUUAUUAUUAUUAUUAUUUUUUGCCCUUAUUUAGCUUAUU
Molecule: messenger RNA, 2461 nt
Organism: Lagopus muta (rock ptarmigan)
Lineage: Eukaryota; Metazoa; Chordata; Aves; Galliformes; Phasianidae
Gene: CHRNA9
Product: cholinergic receptor nicotinic alpha 9 subunit
Exons: 5
Coding region: 522-1976 (484 amino acids)
Biological process (GO): nervous system process; chemical synaptic transmission; regulation of membrane potential
Cellular component (GO): neuron projection; synapse; postsynaptic membrane
Molecular function (GO): acetylcholine-gated monoatomic cation-selective channel activity; transmembrane signaling receptor activity
Source: RefSeq, a predicted model, not a curated record